UGAUUCCUUAUUCCUUAAAUAUUUCCCUUCAAAAAUUGAUAUUUUCUUGUUGAACAGACAGUCCACAGAUAAAUAGAUAGGUAGAGAGAUCAACAGAUUGAUCAGUCUUGCUGAACAUCACCAAAUUGAUUAAAAACCAAUUUAUUAGGGUAACCAAUGAGAUCUAUUGACAAAUAGCCAGGGGUUAAACAUGGCCGUACACAAACUCCUUCAUUUUAUAUGCUAUGUUUAUUCAUCUCAUAAGCAAUACCUUAACCGCACAGAAAAUUGUUCUCAUUAGCAUAACGAUGAUGUACACUAAUUAAAUCACACAGACAGGAAUGCAGGCCUCACCUUACUUAUACUAUCACCACAGUUGAAUUUUGUUAACACAGUUGCAAACAAUCUCCUUCAUACACCACACACAAGAUGAAGGCCUGUGUAGUGUGGGUGUCCAGACUAUGGAUUCUGUACUUGACUACAGUUAACGGUCAGCCACAAUCUGGGAGAACUCUCUUUCCUCCCUGCUCAUUAGUGAACCGCAGAGUUAUCGAUAAUAUUUAUGAUCGAGCCUACCAGCGGGGUUAUGAGGAUACCUUUCAAUCAACAGUGGAGUCAUCGAAGGCUUAUUACAUUAAAGUUCAGUGUCCCACUGACACCUGUGGCCCUGAUGCUAGAGCAAAGGCUGAAGAAGAGGCCAGAGAACAAGCAGAUGCCAACAGACAGGCUGCCAUUGAACAAGCUACAGAGGAGACUCUUGAACUUUGGAAAACAGAUUUAAACAAAUGCUUGCCUAUCACUGUCAUUAAUGAUUGUGAUAACGAGCCAGGAUGCACUUAUCAGAAUGGUAUAAAUAAAUGUAUUCCAACAUCAAUAUAACUCAUAGAUAAUCAAGUUAAAAUGAAAAAAAAGUUCUACCUGUGUGAAGAACUUGAUUCACUUGAGCUAAGAAUACAUAUUAAAAUGAUUCUCUUUGACA
Magallana angulata is the source of this 958-nucleotide messenger RNA. RefSeq lists its product as uncharacterized. The record is from RefSeq and is a predicted model, not a curated record. Lineage: Eukaryota; Metazoa; Mollusca; Bivalvia; Ostreida; Ostreidae. The transcript is spliced from 2 exons. Bases 409 to 858 code for a protein of 149 amino acids.